Teleopsis dalmanni is the source of this 958-nucleotide messenger RNA. It is a transcript of the gene Mtr3, whose product is annotated as exosome complex component ski6. Gene Ontology annotation, biological process: U4 snRNA 3'-end processing; poly(A)-dependent snoRNA 3'-end processing; nuclear mRNA surveillance. The coding region runs from base 64 to 882 and encodes 272 amino acids. Lineage: Eukaryota; Metazoa; Arthropoda; Insecta; Diptera; Diopsidae. The record is from RefSeq and is a predicted model, not a curated record. Gene Ontology annotation, cellular component: nuclear exosome (RNase complex); nucleolus; cytoplasmic exosome (RNase complex). The transcript has 5 exons.
AAAUAACACGCGCAGUUCAAAUUGUUUACAAUAUUUUCUAGAUUAUAAUUGAAUCAUAUUAAAAUGCCACCUCCAUUAAGUCGUAGAUUUAUGUAUCCCAGUAGUUCUACACCAUGUGAAAAUUUUAUUAAACGAAAAGAACCCGAGGAAAUUUUUACUGAAUUGCACAGGGAUAAAUUUGAACUUAAACCUAGGACUUCAUACUUAAAACCGAACGCUAUAGGAACCGCGAAAGGUUCUGCUUAUAUGGAAUAUGGAAAGACAAAGCUCAUAGCGUUAGUAGAACCACCGCGUGAAAUUCACAGAUCUUCAAAGAAAAGUGGUGUACUUGGCGAAGUUGUGUGCUCACUUAAAUAUGCUCCAUUCUCCACAAGUGAUUCUAAAAACUUGGAGCGCAGAGAAAAUCUAAUGAGUAAAGCACUGAAAAAGGCUCUUGAUCCAGUUAUAUGUCGUAAUGAAUUCCCAAGUUUUGAACUUGAAAUAAAAGUUUUAGUAUUGGACGACGAUGGAUGUGUACUUAGCACAGCAAUAAACUGUUGCGGUAUUGCUCUUAUAGAUGGAGGGAUACCAACAUACGAUCUAAUAACGGCUUCUACUAUAAGUUUUUAUAAGGACAUCGAAUUUGUAAAUCCAACUGCUGCCUUGGAAAAACUGUUGAACAAUAAUUCUAUUGAAGAUGUUGAAGGAGAACAUGGUAUUUUAGUGGCUUCCUCUUUAGCGACGUUGAAUCAAAUUUCAAUGUGCUAUCAGAAAGGCUUCUUUUCCCCAGAAAAACUAAAACUUUUGAAUGAGCAUGCAAUAGAAAUCAACAAACAUUUAUUAGAAACAGUGCGAUAUACGCUUAUAAACAAAGUUAAGCAACAUGUAAAGGAUGCAGAAUAAGAUGUAAGUUUAUUGUUAAAUGGGAUCUAAAAAAAUGUAUUACUUGUAUUGAAAAUAUAAAAAACAUGUAAUUAUU